GCUAGCUAGCAGUUUACUGAUGGGCGAAUGUGGGGAAGGAGAGAAAAUCGGUCCACCAGUGUCUUGCAGACGUGAGCAAGUGUGAUCACUCCGGCUUCCCAACCAGUCCGGCACCUCUCAGUCUCAGCCUCUCUACUCUAGUACUAGACUCUAGCCCGGCACACUCUCCUGUGUCAGUGUGUGGUCUGACAGGCAGUAGAGUAACCAGCAUAGGCGACGCACACUUCAGCAGAUCGCUGCCGGAACUUGGCGGAGGACGUCGACGGGAAGUACAGACUCCGGCAACUAACUACUUGAGCCUUCUGGACAGUAGGACGUCCCCGUCCACCAUCCGUGCUCAUGGCGACCGUGAACAGAGGAUUAUCGCUGGUAUUGCUUCAGCUCUUCCUCUUGCUGAAAGAUUCUGCCGCCUCCCCCAGAACACUAUGUACAGGUGUCAGUCAGGGAUGCCACGCCAACGGAGUUGCUACGUAUGUGGUCACGUUCCACGGAGAAUGGAGAAGGCCACUGCCUCACCCGGCGAAUGCAAUGUUUUCGCCACUUGUCGGUGCCUCUCACAGUGCGUGUGCAUCGUUUUGGCGACCCGGUGGGCUUGCAACACGAGGGGUUGAACAGGUGGCUGAGACGGGAAUGACAAAUCAGAUACACAGCGAGUUUGUGGCAUACAACAACCAAGUACUUGACGUUGUGCAGGCAGAGCCACUGUUUGAGAUCAGCACUGGGUCGGUGUCAACAAAUAUCACUGUUGAUCGCUAUCAUCCACUAGUGACCCUCUUGUCCAUGGUCGCACCUUCACCAGACUGGUUUGUCGGGAUUUACGACCAGACACUCUGCUCUGCUGAAGAUACAUGGCUACCUAGCCUCUCCAUUAACCUGCCAGUGUGGGAUGCUGGAACGGACAAUGGCUUACACUUCACAGCUGCUGACGAAGAGCCACAGAGCCAUGAUACCAUUGCCUUGCUAACUCCAGACAGCAGCAGGUCAUCGGUGGUCCCGGACGCCACUGGCUCAGCAGGUCGAGUUGCACGGCUUGAACUGCGCCUGGUAAAUGUGGACAACUACAAGCCAGUCCUGAGCACCAGCUGUCAGACAUGUGGUCGAUCUGGGGCUGGAAAUGGCAUCCAAUUGUGCCAAUGUGAUGAAGCAUGCCAUACCGGCGGAGAAGCUACCUAUUUUGUCCGAGUGUCGACACAUUGGACAUCUCCACCUCCGCCACCAAACGGACACUUCUCUCCGCUGACGGUUGUGUCACAUUCAGCCUGCUCAAUUCUCUGGAGGAACCGGCACCAUGCAACUGAAGGCCUGCAGCGAGUUGCAGAAACAGGCAAUAGAAGCCUCUUUCUGCAAGAGGCGCGUUCCUUCAAAGGUCACAUUGGCGAUGUCCUUGAAGGAAUGAGCAUGCCAGCGGAAGGACUAGUGACUGGCGUGAUUCGUGUGGAUCGUCUUCACCCAGUGGUAUCACUAGCCAGCAUGAUGGCUCCAUCGCCGGACUGGUUCGUUGGACUUGACAGCAUCCCGAUGUGCUCAGGAAAUGGCUUUCACGAAUUUCUGCAGUAUCGACUGUUUCCAUGGGAUGCUGGCACUGAUGCCGGCCUCACGUUCACAUCACCAAACAAUGCCAAUAACCCUCAUGAGCCACUGGUCAGAAUCCGCAGUGCAAAUGAACCAACAGGCUCCGUGUUCCGCAAUCAGGAGGUUGUGCCGGUUGCAACCGUAACUUUCCAACGUAUUGCCUUGGACGCAUCACCAGUCGAUAGCAAUCCUAACCAAACACUGUGCCCAGUGUGCAAGGAUGAUGAGGUCUGCACUCCGUCCUAUGAUGUUGGCGUUACGAACGGCAUGAACAAUACGCUGCAACAGGCAAUACCAGUCACAGAGAACGCAUGUGCCACUGAGACAUCUGGUGGUGAUUUCAGCAGAUCUGAACUUAUCGCCUACUGCAUCAUCUGUGGCUUAGUUGGUAUUGCCCUGGGAACUCUGUUUGUUGCGUUGCUAUCAUUCUUUGUUUCCCGCAAGUCACGACGGGCAGCAAUCUCCCAAAGCUCCACGUCAUCAUCACAGCCACUUGAGGGAAAGAACGACUACCGGUCGAUUUUGUUUUGAGUCCCAACGCAGCUUCCCACGGUACACUGAAUACUAGUAGUAGAUGAGAACCAGCCAGUACUCCCCGCAAGUUCCCAGUGUAUGCCGAAACCUUUCCCCACGUCACCCAUGCCAGUGUUCUCAUGAUAAGCAUGACUGAAGUACAUGUAUGUGAUCAUCCCAGUGCUGUGACAUGAUGAGAACCCUGCUACAUGUAGCAUCUAGUCUAAAGUAAUCGUGAGUUGGUCAAGGAAUAUAGAUUUCUUUCUUUUACUUUAGUUUUAGUGCUGCUCGCAGCGGUACAUCUUCUGAAUGUCAUGUUAAAAGAAGUCGUCUUUUUCUACUGUAAAUGUACUAGUUAACAAGACAGUGUUGAUGCCUUGA
Molecule: messenger RNA, 2466 nt
Organism: Sycon ciliatum
Lineage: Eukaryota; Metazoa; Porifera; Calcarea; Leucosolenida; Sycettidae
Exons: 5
Coding region: 340-2103 (587 amino acids)
Biological process (GO): cell adhesion
Cellular component (GO): extracellular matrix
Source: RefSeq, a predicted model, not a curated record